AUGAAUAAUGAGAAUAAUUAAAAAGUACUUUAUAAAAAUAGAUUAGUUAUAAAAAAGUGAAAAAGAUUAGAUAGCAAAAAGAGCAAAUUCUAAUAAUUAAGAAAUAAUUUAUGAAAAUAUUUAAAUACGCAACAAAGUGAAAAGCAGUUUUGAUUACUAGCUAUUAUUGAAUGUUGUUUCUAAUAGCUUUUUAUUUGUGAAGUUGUAAUGUGGAAUCAAGUAUAAAAAAUUGAAUUUUAUUUAGAAUAAAUUUGAUUGAAAGAAAACUUUACAAACUGGAGAAGAAUUUGGUGAAUUCGAAUUAUUUUACAAUGCUCCAAGAUCUGAUCUGCUACAAUUAAAGCAUUUGGAUGUACUAAAAUUAAUUAUUUUAGUUUGUGCCUUUUGGGCCAUAGAUAGAAAUACAUUUAGAAAAGCGAUUGA
Messenger RNA from Paramecium sonneborni, 423 nucleotides. NCBI's taxonomy places the organism in Eukaryota, Ciliophora, Oligohymenophorea, Peniculida, Parameciidae. The record is from the annotation of a GenBank genome assembly.